UCCGGGCACUGGUGCUUGUGCGCAUGCUCCGCGCACAGGGUCGUGCUCUGGGCGGCGGAGGCCGGCCGCUCCUGCUCCAGUUCCCCGCGGAACUGCGAGGUGGCAGCUGUCCGUGUGUGGGUCGGGUGUCAGCGUGAGGCGGAGCUGGGCCAGCAAGAGGUAGCCUGUGGGAGGAAAAGGCCCGGAGUUCUCUACCUGGACCGCACACUCCUCGCGCGGGGAGGGCAGAGCUCAAGAUUUGCUUUGGGGUCACAUUGCUAUGAUGGAAUCAUCUUUGAUAACUUCACCUGCGAGAAUGAGAGACUUCUUUCUUAUUAAAACACAUAAGGAAAACCAGUGACCAGAAGAAUCAUGCAAAUGCCAUUGUAUCAUCAAGAUGUAUUUUUUAACCCAUCAAGACAGAUGAUUUGUGCAUUAAGGAAAAUGAUUUGUUCGUCAUUAUUUUUCACAGUUUUAAAAAAGUCUUUUUCAUUUUAAUCUAUGUGUCUAUCCUAUAAAAUUGAACUUAUUUAAGAAUCUUUAACACUUUGUUUGAAAUAGUAUUUUUUUAGCUCUCAGAAGGUCCGUGUUUACAAACCCUAUUUUUACUUGCUUUAAUAAAGUAGUUUAAUAAAGUAAUUUCUUAAAACAAGUAAAAGUUUAAAAAUUUAUAGCGUCCAGAAAGAUAUGGACCUGGAAAGUUCUGUUAUUGUAACAAACUGCAGUGAAUUUAAAUGGAUAAUUGAAGACAUCCAUUUCCUCGUCAGAAAUAUCACAUAAGUGUACAAUUUUUAGAUUUAAUGCAAACAAAGUUGUUUGAAAAUGGCAUGGGUAAAAUUCCUACGGAAACCUGGCGGCAACCUCGGAAAAGCUUAUCAGCCUGGGAGUAUGCUAUCCCUAGCUCCUACCAAAGGCUUGUUAAAUGAACCAGGACAAAACAGCUGCUUUCUUAACAGCGCUAUACAGGUUUUAUGGCAACUGGAUAUAUUUCGACGAAGCUUACGAGUACUGACAGGACAUGUUUGUCAGGGAGAUGCCUGCAUAUUUUGUGCAUUAAAGACGAUGUUUGCACAGUUUCAACACAGUCGAGAGAAAGCACUUCCCUCAGAUAACAUAAGGCACGCGCUGGCAGAAAGCUUCAAAGACGAGCAGCGCUUUCAACUUGGCCUCAUGGACGAUGCUGCAGAGUGCUUUGAAAAUAUAUUAGAGAGGAUUCACUUUCACAUCGUGCCAAGCAGAGAUGCAGACAUGUGUACCUCUAAGUCUUGUAUCACUCACCAGAAGUUUGCUAUGACCCUGUACGAACAGUGUGUGUGUCGUAGCUGUGGAGCGUCAUCAGAUCCUCUACCUUUUACAGAAUUUGUGCGGUACAUUUCUACAACAGCCCUAUGCAAUGAGGUUGAAAGAAUGAUGGAAAGGCAUGAACGUUGUAAGCCUGAAUUGUUUGCAGAACUGCUACAAGCAGCAAAUACAACAGAUGACUACAGAAAGUGUCCUAGCAACUGUGGCCAAAAAAUAAAAAUUCGCCGUGUUUUAAUGAAUUGCCCAGAGAUUGUUACAAUUGGUUUGGUCUGGGAUUCUGAGCAUUCUGACUUGACCGAAGAUGUCGUUCGGAAUCUAGCAACACAUCUUUAUCUUCCAGGGCUUUUUUAUAGGGUUACUGAUGAAAAUGCCAAAAAUAGUGAACUUCACCUUGUGGGUAUGAUCUGCUACACCAGUCGACAUUAUUGUGCCUUUGCUUUUCAUACCAAGAGUUCCAAAUGGGUAUUUUUUGAUGAUGCAAAUGUGAAAGAAGUUGGAACCAGGUGGAAAGAUGUGGUCUCCAAGUGCAUCCGAUGUCACUUCCAACCACUGCUUUUGUUUUAUGCAAACCCAGAGGGCACCGCAGUUUCUACCGAAGAUGCCCUCAGGCAGGUUGUCAGCUGGUCCCAUUACAAAUCGGUUGCAGAAAAUUUGGGAUGUGAAAAGCCCACACUUCAUAAGUCAGAUAAUUCAAAAGAAAAUGGAUUUGGUGAUCAGGCAAAACAGAGAGAAAAUCAGAACUUUCAAGCUGAUAACAUUUCAUCAUUUAAUCGGAGCCACAUUCAGACAAGCGGAGGGAGAGGACCAGUUAAGUCAAGUCACAGUGAUCAAAGGGAAAAGAUGAAAGACAUUUCCAGAGAAUGUGCUCUGAAAGCCAUUGAACAGAAAAACUUACUUUCUUCACAAAGGAAAGAUUUAGAGAAGGGACAGAGAAAAGAUUUGGGCCGACAUAGCGAUUUGACUGAUGAAGACCUUUCACAUUUCAAGUCUGGAUCACCUCCUGCCCCAAAUGGUUUUCGCCAAUAUCCGAAUCCACGUCUAUAUCAUAGUCAAGGAAAAGGACCAUGCAAACAUGACCGAGUUGCCCAUCAGAGUCGAGCUCCCGCUCAAAUAAUAAGUUCAAGUAAAUCCCAGAUUCUCGCUCCAAGAGAGAAAAUGACUGGCAGAGUAAAGAGUGACAGUGGCACUGGGUAUGAUACAGACAGCAGCCAGGACUCCAGGGAAAAGGGAGGCAGUGGUACUAGCAGCAGUAGAAGCCGGAGCCGAGGUUGGAAACCUAUGAGAGAAACGUUGAACGUCGAUAGUAUUUUUAGUGAAAGUGAAAAAAGGCAGCACAGCCCCCGACAUAAAUCGGAUAUCAGCAACAAGCCCAAGUGUGGCAAAGAUCAGAGUUUUAAUAACUGGUCAAAAGAGAAUCCAAAGCAACGAGGCUUAAUGACCAUAUACGAAGAUGAACUGAAGCAGGAAGUAGGAAGCAGGAGUUCCCUUGACUCGAAUGGAAAAGGAACAGAGAAGAAUAAAGGCCUUGUGGAGAGCAGAGGUCAUGGCGAGAGCGGGCCGAUGCAGAGGACGGAGUCCGGGUAUGAAAGCAGUGAUCACAUCAGCAAUGGAUCUGCUAAUUUGGACUCGCCUGUGAUCGAAGGAAAUGGGACGGUAGUGGAUGCCAGCGGUGCUAAUGAAACAGUUCCCUUCAGUGAGCAGAUUAAGAUGAGUAACCUAAAUGUAGAACAUGUGGAUUGUACCUCUCAUCAGUGCAGAAACCAUUCUGAAGGUUUUAAAAAAGAACUCAAGAACUCGGAAGCAGGCUAUAAAUCCCAUGAGUUUCAUCCAGAAUCACAUCUACAAAUGAAAAAUCAUUUGACAAAAAGAUCAGAGAUACAUGAAACCAGUGGAAAGUUAUUUCCUUCAUCCAGUCCCCAAAUAUUCAAGGACAAUACUGCAAGAGAACAUAUUCACCAGUCAGGUGAACAGAGAUUGGAAAAAACAAGUGGAUGCAAAUUUUCAGAAUGGCCUAAUGUGAAAAAUUCUGAGAAGACAGGUUUGCCUUUUCAUGUUGAUGGUAGUUCUGCUUCUGGGAAGAGAGUGAACAAUAAUGGAACAGUCUCACCAUCUUCGUUGUGGUCUUCACACAUGAGAACUGUUGGGAUAAAGCCAGAAACUCCUCCCCUCAUGCAGCAGCAAAAUGGGAUGGAACAAUGUUACUCUGAGAACUCGCCAUCUAAGGAACAUAUAGUUCAGUCAGCCUGCAGAUCUGAUGGUUGUCAGAUGCCAAAACUGCUUUACCAGAAUCUGCCACCCCCUUUGCCACCAAAGAAAUACGCUAUAACCAGUUUGCCACAGUCAGAGAGAGCUGAAUCUAUAUCUGAUGUCAAACCUGCAGAGAUGCUUAAGGUGCGUUCUUCUAGUCUUCCAAAGCACAGUUCAAGUACAACUUCAGAACCAAGUUUAGAAAUGAGUGCAUAUGUGAGUGAGGAAAGGUGUAAAGAAACAUUUCAAGUGAAAGAGCAUGUUGGCAGCACACCAAACUACCCGUCCAGCUCUCCAACUGACAAUCUUCAGGCAAACUUGGAUACACUUGAUGCUUCUUGCCAACCAGAACUAGAGCCUAAUUCUCUGUGUCCACAUGAGACAGUUUCAUUAACUACCUAUUUUUCAGUUGAUAGUUGUAUGACUGAUACGUAUAGAUUGAAAUACCACCAGAGGCCCAAGCUCCAUUUUCCAGAGAGCAGUGGUUUUUGUAAUGACAGUUCUCUGUCUCAAAGGUAAAGAGGGCUAAGGCCUGGGUUAUAUAACAGUCUUGGUUCAAACUGCCCUUCAGAGCAAAGAUACAAAUCUAGUGUUCAUUGUAAUAGAUAAACAUUGAAAUUAGCAAGUUUAUAUUCUCAGAGGCCAUUAAAAUAUAAUAGGAACCUGCUGACCAAACCUAGUAAUACAAAAAAAUGAAAUCUUAUGGCAUUUUUAAGCCACUAAUCACUUUAACUUUAUAUAUAUAUAUGUUUAUUUUAUUAUCAAUUUAUUGGAUAUUUUAGAAAUUCCUUUUGAAUAUUCUUGACAUCCCUUGAAAAACAGAAAAAUAGGGUGUGUAUAAUUCAUUUCCCAUACGCGACAGUUGAAUAAUAAUUAAAUUUGUCUUUUUAUUAUGUGGCUAAUAGACCCGUAAGUAUUAAACUAAGCAGUACUCAUAGAUGUAGAUUGGUAAACUAUGUUAACUGAAAAAUAUCAAGUGAUAACAUAGUUCGUCUAGUCAAAGCAUUAUUUGCUUUAUGAAGAAGCACUUUCUAGUGGGUAACCAAAAGAGGGCUUCACCCAUGUGUGUUUGACUUCUGUGAUAGUCUGUGUAUUUUCCCUUUAUGUCUCUAAAAAAAACAAAAACAAAAACAAAACAAAAAAAAACUCCAUGAAUUUGACUGCUUUAAUGAUUAACAAUUUUUAAAUUUCAAAGUCAGAUAAAACUUAAUUUUGCUCUUUGAAGUUAUCUGCAGAAAGUCUAACAGAAAUUAGGUCUUUGACUAUUAUAUAUGUUCAUGAGUACUACUUCAGCCAUGGAAGCUAACAAGUUAAAAUACUUCAACUUUAGUGUAUUUAUUUACUUUUUUUCUAAUUUUAUAUGAAAUGUGAAAGGUUUUUAUUUUGGUUAGGUUUACGUUAGGUUGCUAAUGACCAGUGUUAGGAAUUAACCUAGGACCCUCUUAUUAAGAAUGUCACUGCCUAAAUUUUUCUCUGCUUAGCUGUUACUAGGUUGUCAACCCAUUUUACUGGUUUUCAAGCUUUUGAACUUGAAAAAUCUAUUUAAGUUUUCUGAUUAAAUUUCUGCCUUUCAUAUAGAGGGUUUAAUUUUAAGGAAAUGUUUAAUUAAGCAUCCUCCCUUUUUUAUUUUUCCUCUAAACAAAUAGUAACUUUACCCCUUUUUCAUGGAAAGGACUUUGUUCGAAAAUUAGAAGAAUUUUCAUUGUUAUGGUGUCUUUAUGGUGAAAAUAAGUUACCUUUACUGCCUUAUUUUAGUAGGUGUCAUUUCAUUUUGUACUAAGCUGGUAAGCUAAUUAUGAUUCAGAAUAGUUUUAUGUUUUUAUUCCAGAGAACUAAGAAUCAGAAUUAAAAUUUCUUAACAUUCCUAAGUGGAUAAACUUCAUGAAUAUAACUUAAUUUAAUAAACAAAACUAAUUAGUAAAUGUAUUAUUUUGAUCAAUUCUAUAAAUUUUACUAAGCUAUCCAAAAUGUAAAUGAUUAAAAAUGAACAUGUUUCACUUGUAAAAAUUCUAGCCUUAUCCAGUUACCAGAUUUGGCCAGAUUUUAUCUUCCACGUGUUUACUAGCCUUUUCUGCCCUACCUAUAGCAGUAGGUGAUUAUUACUUUAUAUUCUCUUUAGAAAUACUUGAAUACAAACUAAAUUAUAUUUUAUCUUUUAAGAAAGCUUAUUUUUAAUGUAACUUUUAGUAUGGAGGGUUUGUAAAUAAUGUAAAAUUUGUAAAAUUGUACUUGAAAUGUUAAUAUUUUUAAUUACUACUUUUAUAAAUUUGUAAAGUAUCAGGAAAACAGACUUCAAGUAUUUUUAAUAACUUUCAAAAACUUGCUGUAUAGUUUUGUUUCUUCCAAAAUUUCUAUUUGGUCAAGAUGUCCAGCUGGAAAUGUAUUAUCUGAAACAUUUGAGUUCAUUUCUGUGUUUAAGUGCAGGUUUAUAUAUUUGUUAGUUCAGGUCACAAUGAGUUGCACUCUUCAGAUAGAAAUGUCUAGUUUUGCCUCCAUUAAAGUGCUGUCCAGUUGAAACCUGCCGAAUCAUGUAAUGUACUAAACAAACUAGAGACAGACUUUCAUGUUGAUUCAACACUCCAAAUACAGAUUGAAUACAUAUUUACUAAACUAAUCAUUCACGUGUAAAAAAUUUUAUUUCUAUGUUGCCUAUUUAUUUUUUAUAGAUGUUUUCCUCUGGUUAUAAGAUUAUAACUUUUUAAAUACUGCAACCAACAGUUGUAAUGUUUAAAAUACUUACCUACAGAAUGUUAUAUUUUUAUGUAAAAUCAGUUUCUUCUGGUUCUAAAUUUUUUUAAGAUAAACUGAUUUUUAAGUUAAUAUGCUUGUAAAUUUUUCUUUGCAUUCAUGAACUAUGUGUCCCUCUCCCACCAUGCAGAUUCUGUAUAAUAUUUUAUGAGACUGUAAAGUCAAUUUAAAAUUCAAGGGUACUUGGAAUUCUACCAAUCAUAAAAUGUUAUUACAGGAAGUUUUAAGAGUAAAAUUCCCCACAAGUUCUACAGGAGUUAAUAGACUUCUUAUAAAGAGCCAGAUAAUAAGUAAUUUAGGCUUUGUGGACCAUAUGGUCUCAGUUCUGCCUUUACAGUGUGAAAGCAGCCAUAAAAAGAUGUAGACAGGCAUGACUGUUUUCCAAUAAAUCUUAAUCGACACUGAAAUCCAGGUUACAUAUAAUUUUUACAUCAUGAGGGGCUUUUGAUUGUUUUCAAUCAUUUCAAGACAUAACAAGUUUUAGCUUGCAAACCUUUCUUAUAAAAACAGGUAGUGAGCCAAUUUUGGCCCAAUGGCCUUAGUUUGGUGACCCUAUUCUAGAAUAUAAGCUAUAAUAAAUACCUUCACUGACCCUAAAUAUCCUGACAUCUUUAAAUGUAUUUCCAUGCCACUUACGGACUGGGUAUUUGGAGCUCUUUAUAGUCUAAGGCUUUCAGGUUAACAGAUGCCUAAAAACUGUUCCUCACAACUGCUAAUAAGUCAAUUUAUUUCAAAUGGAACUAUUAAAUCAUCUCACUUAUAUGAAACUAAGUGUAUGAAAUUUUUAAAGCAAUUUAUCAGAUUAAAAUCACAUCAGUGUUACCCUUUUGAUGUUUUCGUCAUAGUAACUUUGCAAUUUUUCUUGGUGUCCUAUUUAUCUACUUAUCUAAAUCCUUCAAGAGAUAGGCACUAAGCAGUCACUUAAAUGGCAAUCUGAGAGGUACAAUUUUUUUAUUUUAUAAUUUAUUUACAUUUCAUUGUACAUCUUUAUGAGUUACAAUAUGGAUUUUCAGUGUGUGUGUAGUGUGGGAUCAUGAUAUCAUAAUACCAUAUUCAUUGUUUUCAAGAAGAACACAUGUGCAGCAUUAAUUUUAUAAGAUUGGCUGUUUCUUUUUAAUCUUUUUCCCCACUCAGUUGUGAAUAUGCCAUUCCACAACUCAUUUGCCCAAUACCUGCAUUCCUGUGUCUGCUAAAUGCCUUUUUCCUGAUAUCCUCCUAUCCCUCCCCAUCCUCACUCCCUAUGCAGUCUCUGGUAUCUAGUUGUCUACUUCUGUAUCUUCUUUUCUCUCAGGUUCUGCCAUAGAAUGCAGAUAUCUGACAUAUAUUGAACAAAGACAUGUAACAUUUGUCCUUCAUAGUUUGACUUGUUUCACUUAGCAUUACAUCUUCUGUUGGGUCAUUGGAAAAAUCAUUGAUGCAUUUUUGCAUAGAAAAACACGUCAUGACUUUUCCAACAAACCUAUAGAUUUGACUGUUUUGUAUCAAAUGACAAGAUCCCAUUGUUAAUUAUGGCUGAGUAGCAUUCCAAGUGCCACACUUUUAAAUCCAGUGUUCGGUUGUUAAGACACUGAGGUUGAUUCCAUCCCUAUUUCUGGAGAACAGGAAAUGAUGUGAGUAAUGUUGUAAUGUUGCAAUAAACAUGGCUAUGCAAGUGUC
This is a messenger RNA of Tupaia belangeri chinensis (Chinese tree shrew), 7932 nucleotides long. RefSeq names its product ubiquitin specific peptidase 53 (gene USP53). The record is from RefSeq and is a predicted model, not a curated record. Gene Ontology annotation, cellular component: cell-cell junction. Gene Ontology annotation, molecular function: cysteine-type deubiquitinase activity. The transcript has 16 exons. Gene Ontology annotation, biological process: sensory perception of sound; response to auditory stimulus; protein deubiquitination. The coding region runs from base 802 to 4047 and encodes 1081 amino acids. NCBI's taxonomy places the organism in Eukaryota, Metazoa, Chordata, Mammalia, Scandentia, Tupaiidae.